AUGGAGCUGUUCUGCAAGAACAACAGAGCAAUGGUCAAGCUUCCGCCAACACAGGUAACUAUGACAGCUUGCAUGCAAAGAGUUUUUCUUUACUGUAUUGCUAUUCAUGAUGCUUCAUUCAACGAUUACAUUUUCUUUCAAUCACAAGGAUGCUCUCCUACAACAUGUUCAUCGUUCAAUUUUCCAAGCGGGAAUAUGGUCGACCAGUGAGCACUCACAACAGGCAGUACCAUCUCCAGACAGGUUUUCUUGGAAGAACGAGGGAGGAACAUGGGUACCGAAAUGGAUAACCAUACCCGAGGUCUCGAAGACUUGCAGCGAACUAACAAAGUGUACCUGCAAAGGUUCAUGCACAAGAUGCAAGUGCGCUAAGGCGUAUUUGGCGUGCACUCCGCUUUGCAGAUGUAAAUGUGUAAAAAGUGCAAGUGAUCCGUGA
Messenger RNA from Paramuricea clavata, 436 nucleotides. The record is from the annotation of a GenBank genome assembly. NCBI's taxonomy places the organism in Eukaryota, Metazoa, Cnidaria, Anthozoa, Malacalcyonacea, Plexauridae.